AUGCGGAAGCGGCUCAAGGAGAAGGCAAGGAAGGGGCGUCGCGCUGCAGAGGCGGCGGGCGAGCCGGAGGUGGCACCAUCGCCGGCGCCGCCGCCGGUGUUCAAGACGCUCAGGGAGAAGAAGUCGGCUCAGGCGUCGGCGGAGGGCUGGGCGGCGGAGGUGGCGAGGGCCGAGGAGCUCUACGAGGAGCUGCGCGAGCGCGCGCCCCAGCACUGCCGCCGUGGCGGCAAGUGGGCGCGCGAGAAGUUCGUGAUGGCGGUGCAGGGAGAGUUCCCACGCGCGCGAGGGGCAGGCGUUCCCAAGGGGACGAUCCUGUGCCUCGGCAGGGUGCUCGAAGCGCACGAUGAGCAGGACGACGCGGAGGGUGGGCGCCGGGACUGGGAGGAGGACCCGCUCGGGUUCGACACCAACCCGGGGCUGCUCCGCGCCAUGUGCAUGGCGUUCGAGUGA
Molecule: messenger RNA, 450 nt
Organism: Emiliania huxleyi CCMP1516
Lineage: Eukaryota; Haptophyta; Isochrysidales; Noelaerhabdaceae
Exons: 2
Coding region: 1-450 (149 amino acids)
Source: RefSeq, a predicted model, not a curated record